This is a messenger RNA of Naegleria fowleri, 759 nucleotides long. RefSeq lists its product as uncharacterized. Lineage: Eukaryota; Heterolobosea; Eutetramitea; Acrasida; Naegleriidae. Gene Ontology annotation, biological process: rRNA processing. The transcript has a single exon. The record is from RefSeq and is a predicted model, not a curated record. Gene Ontology annotation, molecular function: metalloendopeptidase activity. The coding region runs from base 1 to 759 and encodes 252 amino acids.
AUGUCUUCAAAAAAGUUGACCAAACUGAUCAAGGAAUUGAAUUCCACUCUGGACAAAGCCAUCACAAAGCAAUCUUCUAAAUCUUCAAAGAAAAUAACUUCUUCCACAACCUCCAAAGAAAAGAUAAAACCUGUGAUACCACCCACACGAGAACAAUUAAUUGAUAAAAUCAACGUCUCCGAUAAAUUAAAACAUUGCAUCUUUCAUCCGAGAAAAAUUCAAGAAAUUACCUAUGAUAUUUUGCAACACACUUCUUAUCCUGAUUAUUCAUUAUCGAUUAUAUUUUGCGGAAAUAAGUUUAUUACGAAAUUGAAUGAAAAGGAUCGGAGAAAGAAGGGACCUACAGAUAUUCUUUCAUAUCCCACUUAUUCACCGGAUCUGGAACAUAAUUUUCCAUUGAUGGAUACUGAAGAUGGUCCAAUUCCAAAAGAACUUGCUGCUGUUUUGGCAAACGAACACAAAUUAAUUUUGGAGCAAGAAAAGUAUUUGGGUGAAAUGGUCAUCUCUCAGCCCUAUAUUGUCGAUUAUUGUAAACAGAAGAACCUUUCAUUGAACCAUCAUAUGGCACUCCUUCUCACACAUGGAGUUCUGCAUUUGAUGGGAUAUGACCAUGAAGUGAAAAAAGAUUACCUUGUCAUGAGGGCAAAAGAAAAAGAAAUUUUGGCUGCCUUAGAAGAGGAAAGAGGUCCUGAGGAGUGGGCAAAUCUCAAUCUUUUAAAGGAUGAGGCCGUUAAAGAAGAAGACCCUUUACCUGAAUAA